AUCACCACAAUCUCUGUUCAAGCACCACUCCUCGUGCUACUACUACAAUGGCUUUCAGAAUAAUUGAUUUCAAUGAUCCAAUUUUCUCAGGUCUUCAUAACAUGCUCAAUGUAUCUGAUCAUGAUGUUGAAAAAUCAGUGAAUACACCAUUAAAGAAGUAUGUAAGGGAUGCCAAAGCAAUGGCCGCAACACCAGCUGAUAUCAAGGAGUAUCCAGAUUCGUAUGUGUUCGUACUUGACAUGCCAGGGUUGAAAUCAGAGGAAAUCAGUGUUCAAGUUGAAGAUGACAACAUGCUUGUAGUGACGGGAACGCGCCAAAGGGAAGAAGACGAAAAAGAGAGAGAGGUCAAAUACGUGAUGAUGGAAAGAAGAAUUGGUAAAUUUAUGAGGAAAUUCAUACUUCCUGAGAAUGCUAACAUCGAUGCAGUUUCAGCUGUUUGUGUAGAUGGUGUUCUUACCAUUACUGUCCAGAAAUUGCCUCCACCUGAACCAAAGAAGCCUAGGACUAUUCAGGUCCAAAUUGGGUAAAAAAAUUGAUGCAUUAAGGACACUAGGACAUGC
This is a messenger RNA of Papaver somniferum (opium poppy), 560 nucleotides long. RefSeq names its product 17.1 kDa class II heat shock protein-like. Bases 48 to 527 code for a protein of 159 amino acids. The record is from RefSeq and is a predicted model, not a curated record. NCBI's taxonomy places the organism in Eukaryota, Viridiplantae, Streptophyta, Magnoliopsida, Ranunculales, Papaveraceae. The transcript has a single exon. Gene Ontology annotation, biological process: response to hydrogen peroxide; protein complex oligomerization; response to salt stress.